Molecule: messenger RNA, 7758 nt
Organism: Pipra filicauda (Wire-tailed manakin)
Lineage: Eukaryota; Metazoa; Chordata; Aves; Passeriformes; Pipridae
Gene: CWH43
Product: cell wall biogenesis 43 C-terminal homolog
Exons: 16
Coding region: 1261-3645 (794 amino acids)
Biological process (GO): GPI anchor biosynthetic process
Cellular component (GO): endoplasmic reticulum
Source: RefSeq, a predicted model, not a curated record
UUGGUAGUUGCUAAGAAUCUCAGAGAGACUACCCAGAAUAUGAUGGCUAAAUUUCUCAGGAUUUGCAUUAUCUUCAUUGCAUUAUGAAUUUGAUGGAAGCCACACAAGCAUGUCAAGUUCAUGAGUUCAGCCAUGUCUAGUUUUACUGGAACUCCACCUUGAACCAUGAAGCAAGACACUGUAAUUACAAAAAGUGUUGCAAAAUUGUUUCAAAUAUUUAUUGGCUGAAUGCAUACUGUGAGCUUCACACUUUCCCUAUGCAGCUACAAGAGCAGCCAUGUUCCAGAUUUACUCUAGCCAAGGAUCUCAUCUUCCAAGUUCCAUUUGCGUCACACCACAGCAAGAUGAAAUGGUGUCAUCACUUACAUAAUCCUGAGCCAGUAAUAAGUGAACUUGGUGACUAUUCUGGUGUGACUUUUCUUAAAUGAAGAAAAAGAAAGAUGCCUUUAGUGACAUGGAACUUGGAGAAGACAGAAAGAAGGUAACUAAAUCUAUGAAUCUCAUUUUUCCUCCCCUAGUGAGGUUGACUUUUCCCUCAAAAUACUUCAAUUCUUUUGUGGACAUUUAAAAAACAUGUUUUCAAAUAGUAUCCAAAAUUCAACAGAGUUUUAGUAGCUAGCCAAACCCCAUUAUACUGUGGGGUAAAUGAUUCACUUGACUUUGAGACUACUGGGACAAACUUUUGUUCCAAACGUUUUGACUGGAAUUUAUUGCUGUAUGUCAGGUGUUCAUCGUUUACUCCUAUGGAUUUGGAGUUUCACAAGACAAGGAAAGAAAAUGCAUACCAUGAAGUUUAGUUAGAAUGGGACAGUAGUUUUAACAGAAAUGAGAAGAUACAGCUGGCAGUUUCAUAGGGUGCUGUAUGAAGAUUAAUAAAACUUAAGAAGAUGACAUAUUCCAACAGCAAGAGGACUUCUUAGUUACAAUUUUACUUUUCAUACCAAAAAUGAAAUUCUAAAUUUCAGAUUUUGCUUAUGUAAUCCUUUUGCCAUAACUUGGCAGCUAUGCUCAUGGCUGUGUCGAUUUAACUCAGGAUCUCUUCUAAAACUAGGAAACGUAACAACUCAGGAAUUUCAGCCAACUAAAUGCUUCUUUUGAUGCUUUUUGCAGACAGCAUUGCUUAUCAGAAGGUAAAACAACACACAUUUCGCUAAGAUGAGCACAGCAGUAAUCCGGACACCUCCGAACCCCACAUAGUCAACCAAGCAUUUAUACGAGCAGCAAGUGGGUCAGCUCCUCUUUUCCCCAUCAGCCGGUGGGAUGACAACCUUUUGCUUUUAUUUUCCUUGCUGGAGUGACUGUUCGGUGGACAAGUGCUCCUUUGCUGACAGGUCAGCGAGGGGGCGAGACCUCCUCGCCGUUCCGAGUGGCGGGGCUGUAAGGAACAAGCUCCGGCCGUGCGGGCUGCCCGCCCCCGCCGCGGGGACGCGGCUCCCCGAGGCGGGACGGGACGGGCGGCGGCGCCGCGCCCUCCUGGGCACUCGGGACUGGGCUCCCGGGAAGAGAGAGGAAACCCCCGCCGAGCCGGGCAGCGCCGCGAUGUUUCCCCUGUGGAAGGCCAUUCUGUCGGAGAGUCUCCUGGGCUACAUUUCUUGGUCUCUUUACCAUGCACUGCCACCGAUGAUCUACUACUUCCCCCUUCAGACACUGGCACUCACGGGCCUAGAAGUUUUUGCUGUUGCUUUCUUUUCUCCAAUAUUCUUGACAAUUGGCCCUUUUUGGAGGUUGGCUAACAAUAAGUAUGUCUUAGUUUUUCUGAGAUUGACUAUGGUUGGAAGCUUGGCAUCAUACCAGGCACCAAAUGCUUCAAUUAGACUAUUCAUCUUGGCUGUUGGUGUUUCUUCUUCAUUGCUGGUUCAAACAGUAACAUGGUGGUCAGGAAACAGUUUACAAAGGUUCAUCAGGAUAUGGGGCUUCAUGCUAGGCAAGAUAAUGCUCCUUGUUCUUCGCAUCUGGUACACGUCACUAAACCCAGUCUGGAGCUCACAGGUUGCCAAUACUGUCAUUAUGAUAAUAGGUUUUAUAGCAGCAGUGGAGCGAAUUUAUUCAGGUGGAGACAGGAGGAAACAAGAAGCAAACAAAACUGGUAAUGCGGUUAGAGAGACUGCUUCCCAUCCUUAUUGGCUUUUAUCUGGGGUUGCUUUUGGCAGCCUCAUGUUCCUCACCCUGUGGAUAUUUGGGGAGGUCUCAUUAAUUUCUAGAUGGGCAGUAAGUGGACAUCCACAUACAGGUCCAGAUCCUAAUCCACAUGGAGGUACAGUUCUGUUGGGCUUGGCUCAGGGACUGAUGCUUUCAUUUUGGAGCUGGUCUUCUGUCAUCAGUUUUGCCUGGUUUCUCAUAGGUUUGGCAUCUUCAGCUGGUCUUCUUUAUUUACACACCUGGAGUGCUGCUGUUGCAGGCAACAUUCUUGCUGUCUUUACUAUGUCUGUGUGGCCUCAUCUAGCUGGACGCUUUGCUAGCUGUCUGCAUCCUGGGAAAGCCAUGAGUACAGCCAUGUUUGCCUAUGUUCUUGAAUUAUUCUUCUGUGUAUGGUGUACAGCUUAUAAAUUUGUACCUGGAGGAGUUUACAUUAGAGAAAGCUCCCAUCUUCUUUUAGGUUUUAUCAUGUUAUGUAUUGGGCUAGAUUUUCUAACAGGACCCAAGAAAGACCUUAGUUCUACCUUUGAAGUGAAAAGCCAUCAAAAGCCACUAUUCAAAAAGACUAAAAACUAUAUUAAACUAUUCUUGUGGCUGUUUGUUGGUGUUGGUUUGCUUGGACUGGGUUUACGUUAUAGAACUUAUCAGAAGAAACUGGGCCAAGGGGUUCCAAAACGAGACUUCUCUGCUAUGAUCUGGCCUUUUAGAUUUGCAUAUGACAAUGAAGGAUGGUCUAAUUUGGAAGGAUCAGCUAAUUUGCUUAAUCAGACAGAAGCAGAUUUUAUCACUAUUAUAGAGAGUGAUGCCUCUAAGCCAUUCAUUGGAAACCACGAUCCAACAAUGUGGCUAGGAGAAAAACUAGGAUUUUACACAGAUUUUGGUCCAAGCACAAGAGAUCACACUUGGGGGAUUAUGGCACUAUCAAAGUAUCCAAUUGUAAAAUCAACCCAUCACCUCCUUCCGUCUCCAGAGGGAGAGAUUGCACCUGCCAUUUCCCUGACGGUCAACUUCACAGGGAAACUGAUUGAUUUCGUUGUCGCCCACUUUGGAAACGAAGAAGAGGACUUGGACAGAAAACUCCAGGCGAUAGCUGUUUCAAACCUAUUGAAGACUAGCUCUAAGCAAGUUGUGUUUCUAGGGUACAUCACUUCAGCUCCUGGAUCCAGAGAUUAUACUGAAUUAAUAGAAAAUGGAAAUGUCAAGGAUAUUGACAGUACAGAUAGUGACAGAUGGUGUAGCUAUAUUAUGUAUCGUGGAGUAAUAAGGUUGGGUUAUGCCCGCAUAUCUCAUGCUGGUUUAAGUGAUUCAGAAGUCCAGAUGGCCAAAUUUAGAAUCCCACAUCAUGUGGAUAGCUAUACUGACAAUGACAGAAUUGUCACUGAUCCCAGCCAAGUUCCUAAGGACAUCCAUUUCAAUCCCAGGUUUGGAUCGUAUAAAGAUGGACAUAAUUAUGAGCAUAUUCAUCACUUUCAUAUGAGCACUCCUAAAUAUUUUAAACAGGCAAAUUAGAGUGAGAAAAUAACAUACUGUUGGGACCAGCAAGAAAGGUUUGUUGCUUGAAGCUGAAUUGGCACUCAAAAAGACUACGUUGUUUAAGGAUGAGCAGUUCCCAUGCUGCAUAACACUAUGAAAGUCUGUCUAACAGUUGGUGACUCUUCUCUUUAAUGAGUUGCCAUCACUGUGAGAGAGGGAAGAUGCCUGCAUUUUGAUAAACUGGUAUCUACCUGGGCCAGAUACCUGCUUUGUAAGCAGCAAAGCAAGGGUGGGAACUUGCUUUGGCAAUAAGAUCUUCAGCUUUUGUGAAGGUAUCCUACAUCCUGCUGUUUCAGAGUUGAAUGUGUCUCUGCACCUUUUUUUAAGGUCCAGAUAUGACCCCUUUCCUCUCCUGGACAGUCAUGUGCAAGGAAUUUCAGCAGACUUACACACUUUUUGAUGACUGAGGCAAAGCAAAAUAAUGUGAUAGUGUAGGUCACCUGUUGAUACUUGCUGCAAUUUGUAGUCCUGCUGCUAUGGCAAUAAAAAGCUUGGCCUUAGGUUUUCAAAAUAGGAAUAGGACAUUUUUUUAAUUGGGAGAUAUGCUGUAAGUAUGUGUUUGAAUUGUGUGCAUUUUUGACUUUCUCAAACAGUGUUUACGUCUGCUGCUAUUCUACAUUUCAUUCUUAAAUGUGUUUUAUUAGAACAAUUUGUGGAUGAUUGAUGUUCAUAAUACUGGAGAAAAGGCAGUGGCUUUUAUAAACUUCAUCUUUUUUUAGCUGGAUAUUAGCCUCUGCAAUGCUUUUACAAAGGGAAGAGUAAAGUACCUCUGAAUAGUUAUUUUUGUGAGACACUUACCUGAACACACUGCCAAAGAAUUAAAAACAAUUGUCUCAACAUAACAAGGUUUCUGAGAAGAAAGAAGGGUUAGUUGUAACUUUUAUUUAAAAUGAACUGUAAUAAAACAAACAAAUAAAAAAAAGCAUUGUUCCUUUGCUAGCAUUAUACUUUAAUAGGACUAAAUAGAAGUGGGACUUUUUUGACCUAGGCAGUGAAUUCCCUAUUAUUUAAUGCACAUGUAAGAUAAUGUGAAGUGUUGUGUCUUCUCAGUGUCUCUUCACAAUAUCUUUUACAUUUGACUCCUGAUCCUUCAGUAUAUGUGCAGACCUUCCCUUAAACAAUGAGGACAUCUUCGGUGUUGUCCAAAGAAACUUUCCUGCUUGUGAGAAACAUGUUAGGUGAUUUGUUUAAGCGACCCACUCAACUUGAAAAAUGCAUUUGUGAUUUUGGUAUUUAGUGCUGUGUGUCUUUCCAGUAAUACCUAAGCAUACUGCAACUGAAAGGAAUAGGAUAUGUUGCAGGAAAGUGGGUGGAUUUUUUUUCUCCCUCUAAUUCUUCACGAUGUUCUUUUGAGAACAGCUUCAGCGUACUCAAUUUUAUUGUUUCUCCAUUUAAGCAAGUACAGGAUGUGCUUUUACCUGGGGUUUUUUGUUCUGUGGAGUCAGGUAAUUGCUGUCAUCACCAACAUUGUCACUUUAUUCUGGUCACCUAUCAUUUUGCUCCCUUGUUUUUAGGACUGUGUUUCUAAAACUGUUCACUGAUCUUUAUGGACAGAGAAUAUUUGGAAGGUAUUUAAAAGUUGCAGUGGUUACGUAUUCAUCAUCUGUGAUGGUAUAACCAACCAUUAUUGAACUAAUUUCUCACCUACAGCUGUUGUGUUUGUCUUUACAAGCCCUCUGAACUUGUUCUCUCUGUGACUUUCCAGUAGGACAGGAUAAAUUAGGUUUUGGAGUGAUGGGAGUGACUUUCUUGCGCUUUCAGCAAUUUUCUUCUGCAAACACCAGUAGCCCUUGUCUCUCCCUCCUCCCAGCCUGCAACAGCAGCUGACACUGGCACCAACAUUGCACAGUGGCUCUGAGUAUCCUCACUUCUUUGCAGCAUGCUCUCAUGCUGGCUCUGACACACGUCCAGCCACAGUUUUGCCUUUCCACGGCCUGUAGAAAACAUAACAUUAUCUUGCCAUGUUACUUAACAUUCUCCACAGGCUAACUGUGCGAAUACCUUGUAAUGUGAGCAGUUUAUUAAUGUGAAAUGCAAGAAAUUAUACUCAUAUAUAUAAAAAGAUUGAAACCCCCUUAUUUUUUUAACAAUUAAAAUAUAGAAUAAUUAUUUUUCAAGAAGUCAUAUAGCAAAGCAUGACUUGCAUAAUAGAUCAGAUUAUAUGUCAUCUCUGUGUGUAAUCUUCAAAGUCUGUGAGCAUACUCGGAUGGAUUUUCACAGGAUUUAGAAUGUUCACCCCAUUUGAAAGGUUCAUGUGGACAGUGACAAAAUCUAAACUCUGAAUAUUCUCUUCUUCUCUUCUUCUGAGUCACUUGUGCGAUUUAAUGUUGGUGUAUCCAUACCUUGUGUGGCUUAAUAUCAAGAAACUAUAGGCAAAUAUAAUUAGUAGCAAGCAUUUGUUGACAUUUGCAUUAUUUUACCAGAAUGAUUAAGAAAAACUAUGACCACAAGCUGUUUGUAUACUGCUUCUCUUACUGUGAUUAGAAUUGGGAAGCUAAAACUAAACUUAUUUGUCCAUAAAUUUGCACACUGACCUAAUCUGUGGUAUCAGACUGGUUUAGAAAAAUGUGCAGUGUGUCUCUAAUGAACAAUCACUAUGUUUCAAACUAUGAAAGAAAUGUGCUAGAACAGGUUGUGCUGCAGGGGUGUGUUACCAAUCUUCCUGUUUUCUAAUCAUACUCUGUUCAUCUCAGCUUUCAUAAGAUAGUAUGUUACAAAAGAAAAACUUUGUGGAUAUCUUUAUGCAUUCAGAGAUAGCAUGAAAAGAUAAAAUGUAUAAAAUAGACAUUAUUUUCUAUAAGUUUGAACUUUUUCUGGUGGUAAAAGGACUAGAUUACAUAUAUCUGACUUCUAAAUAAUAUGUAUUCUGUGUAUAUAAAUACGUAUUCUUAUCUGUAUAAACAAUAUGUACUCUUAAUCUUAUCCUCUGACAUUCUGUGCAGGUCAAUUAAGUUUCUAGGAAUGUACAGGAAGAGACAGCUGUACAUCAGGAGCCUACCAGUGUGUAUCUCAGAAUAAAAAAGAGGGACUCUAGGUAACAUGUGUAAGAGCAACUUCUGAGAGUAAUUGUACUGUAUUCUUCAGCAGGGUGAAGACUCAAGUUUUCUCUUACAUAUAUAUAUAUUCCUGCUUUGGGGUCUUGGCUCAGGCAUUUCUAUGUGUAUUGGAAGCUUACCUUGAGGAGCAGUGGCUUUGGUGUUGCCACAGAGCACUCCGAAGUCUGGGAGCUGCAUUUCAAACCUCUUGGGCUAAGAAACACCUGAAAUUGUUAUUUCCCAUUUCCAGAAACAGUGUCACAGCUAUAAGCUGGGAGAAAGUUAGACACACCCUUUGGUUUCCAACUGGUGUUUUGUUACUGAAACAAGUUGUUACAGUUUAAGUGUGCAGGUAACCAGUUCCCACCUGUCUCCAAGAAACAGAACACUGCAAAUGUUCAGAGUCCUCUGCUGACUGUGAGGGAGCUUUGUGGCUCAGAGAGAGGUGCUGGUUAUUCUGAUGCAUCUCUAGAGGUCAGGCCGAAAUUCUAUGCUGUUGUCUUAAGCCUGGCUGUUUAGAGUUGCCUGAUGAUGAAUGAAGACAAAGUUUCAAACUGAAGUUGAAAAAGACCCUAUAAAUCAAAUGUAGGGUUUUAAAUAUCAGCCAUCAACAUUCCUCAUCUAUGUAAAAUGACAUUUGUUUCCAGGGUGUUACAAAAGAACAUUUGGGGCCAGAGUAGUAUGUUUGAGGAGCAAGAGUAAGAGAACAGACCUUUUCACUUCAACGGGGAGCAUAGUAUGAGUCCACGGGACGCUGCAAUUAAAAUGACCUGAACUGUUUAGUGAAUAGCGGUUUGAAAAGCAGUUCAAAUAAUCUGCAGCUGCCACCUUCUGCCACUUGAGGUCCUCUUUUUUCCCUGAUUAGUACUGUUCUGCUGAGACCAUGCGGGAAUAACUCAAAUUUAGGUGUUUAUUGAAACUCUGAGGCUGAAAAAUCUUUUCAGAAGCAUUACUUAAAGCUGUUUGUGUUGACUUGGGUAUCAGUUACUUUUUCAUAUCCACAAAUGAUUUAGGACUGUGACUGCUGGGCUUCUUGUAGACAAUUUGUUUAUUU